AUGGAGCACCAAGAUCCAGCGCUGUGGGAUCACCACGAGGAAGGCAAUGCCAGCGGUGAGUACCACCAGGAUUACGAGCAUUACUAUGGCGAUCACGGCGGCUAUCACUACGGGCAGGAGCAGCAGCCGCAGGUCGAGGCUCUCGAUCCGCUACACAUCGAGGGCUUUGAUCCAAGCGCGCGUCAUCUAGACUACGACGAACAGCAGCAGCAGCAUCUCGGCGGAGGAGGUGAGCACGAUCUGAAUUUCCGGGAGCAAGGGUUUGAUCCCAACGCUUAUUUCGACCAGGCUCAUGACCCUCCCGGGCAGUAUGAUCCACAGCAGCACUAUGAUCCACAGCAGCAGUACUAUGAUCCCCAGCAGCACAAUGUCGAGUAUGAUUCACAGCAGCAGUCCUAUGAUCCCCAGCAGCACAAUGUCGAGUAUGAUUCACAGCACUACCAGGCGGAUUAUGAUCCUCAGCAGCAUGGGCAGUAUGAUCCACAGCAGUAUGAUCCACAACAGCAUGAUCCACAGCAGCCCCAGCAUCAUGAUGCUUGGUCUGGGAUCCACGACGCUUACGACCACGCAGGCCAAGCUGUUCACGAGGCUUACGACCACGCGAGGGAUGCUCUACACGACGCUUACGACCACACAAAGCACGCUCUGGAUGCUAUCAAGGUGGGCGACGCUCUCGACCACACCAAGCACGGAUUGGACAGUGCUUACGAUCGCACCAAGCACGCAGUGGAGGGCGCCUGGGACACUGUGAAGUCUACCCAAGCUUAUGGGAAAGCCGCCCAAGUUUUGGAUCAGACCAGGGAGGCAGUGGAGGGUGCUCUUCAGACCGUUCGAGAAAAGUUGCCUCCACCGGUGGUCAGAGCGUAUGAUCAGGCCAGAGCCGUGGUGGAAAGUGCCGUGGAUCACACGAAGGUGGCGUAUGAGAGUGUUAAGACGAAGGUGGCUCCGACUGUUACUAGUUUGCUCAGCCAGCUCCCGUUUAAGACCGACAAGAACAGCCUCAUCUUUUACGGUGCUAGUGUUGGCUUUGUGAUACUUCUUAUGACAGUGAUUCUCAUAGCAAUGAAGCCGAAGGGUGCGUCGAAAAAGUCCAAGCCGAAGGUGAUAAAUUAUGACGAACUGAUCGGCGCAAUGACUGUAGAAGCUCCAGUAUAUGACUAUACAAACGGUAAUAAGGGGCCACUGAACUGGGGAGCAGUUUCAAAGGAUUGGUUUCUCUGCAACUCAGGCGAGCGGCAGUCCCCUAUUGACCUGGUGAGUGCAAACGCACAGGUUGACAAGUCUCUUACUCUUGAGAAAGUGUUUGGAUAUCCCAUGGGAAGCUUAAAGUCGGGUCGCUAUAUCUAUCAGCUAGAGUUUCUUCUUCCAGGAGGCAAUCUCAUUAUCGCUGCCCAAAAGUUCAGGCUCUACAAGAUUCAUUUUCAUAUGCCCAGCGAACACAUGAUCGAUUCGACAAGGUACAAGCUGGAGAUGCAGAUGAUUUUUCUAUCAGACCAGGGAGCGUAUGCUGUCAUUGCCGUUUUCUACGAUUCGGGUCAAGUCACCAAUCCAUUUCUCAAUGAGAUCAUCAAGUGGAAGCCUACCACUCAACUCAACACAAACAACCUCAACUUGGGAACCAGUUUCUUUCGUUACUGGGGCUCAUUGACAACACCUCCGUGCACACAAAAUGUCAUUUGGACCCUGAUGACAGAGGUCGUCCCAGCUUCUGAUGAUCAGUUCAACAUCAUCAAGACCGCGAUGCAGGAGUACAACGCGAGGCCCACACAAGAUCUGAGAGGACGGCAAGUGAGCAAAAACUUCUAAACCAAGUCGAUGAACUUCCAUGACAAGCACAAAGAGUAAGCAGCGUU
Molecule: messenger RNA, 1853 nt
Organism: Selaginella moellendorffii
Lineage: Eukaryota; Viridiplantae; Streptophyta; Lycopodiopsida; Selaginellales; Selaginellaceae
Exons: 8
Coding region: 1-1806 (601 amino acids)
Molecular function (GO): zinc ion binding; carbonate dehydratase activity
Source: RefSeq, a predicted model, not a curated record